Callithrix jacchus (white-tufted-ear marmoset) is the source of this 9269-nucleotide messenger RNA. RefSeq lists its product as uncharacterized. Gene Ontology annotation, molecular function: RNA polymerase II cis-regulatory region sequence-specific DNA binding; DNA-binding transcription factor activity, RNA polymerase II-specific. Gene Ontology annotation, cellular component: nucleus. Lineage: Eukaryota; Metazoa; Chordata; Mammalia; Primates; Cebidae. The record is from RefSeq and is a predicted model, not a curated record. Gene Ontology annotation, biological process: regulation of transcription by RNA polymerase II.
CGUGGGCCUGGAGGAAGGACGGGCUGUGUGUGUGUGACUCCGUGUGUGUGUCACUGUAUAUCUCUGUGUGUGAUAUUCUGUGUGUGUGUGACUCCGUGUGUGUGUCACUGUAUAUCUCUGUGUGAUAUUCUGUGUGUGUGACUCCGUGUGUGUCACUGUAUAUCAGUGUGUGUGUGUUACUCUGUGUAUGCUUGAGAUUCUGUGUGUGUGACUCCGCAUGUGUCACUAUAUCACUGUUACUCUGUGUGUGAGAUUCUGUGUGUGUGUGACUCCGUGUGUCACUAUAUCACUGUUACUGUGUGUGUGUGAAAUUGCGUCUGUCACCUUGUGUGUGACUGUGUGUGUCACUGGGCUGUGUGUGCGCGCGCGUGUGUGUACGUCUGUGUGCGUGUGUGCGUAUAUAAUUUCUAAAUGGACAUCACCUUACACACCACAAGGUUAAAAAAUGACCCCUGUGCUGUUCCUGGCCAAGCCCGGAGAGAAAGCCCUGCCUGAAAGUGCCUGGAGGCCCGAGCCUGGGACCCUCACCACAUUCAAUGGAGUGUAUGGCUGCAACUUCUGUCACUCAAGGCCUGAGGGCGGGGAUCGGAGUCCUAGCCAAUCAGGGCGCUGGAGCGAGAACUGCCCAAUGAGCCGGAGAGGAGAAAGCGGCCUCCGGGAUCUGUGGCGGCCUUUGCCUCUGGCUACUGCCAGGGCUCGGUGUAGGGUUUUACCGCCCUGCAUGCUCGCCGCGGAGGCCGGGGUGAUUCAGCCGCAGCCUCGGCCUCCGUCGCUCUGUGACCUGGGGUCUCGGGUGAUUCGUAGCUAAGACUCCGCGACACCCCGAAGCCCAGAAAUGAAACUCUUAACAUUCAGGGAUGUGACCAUAGAAUUCUCUCCAGAAGAGUGGAGAUGUCUGGACCCUGCCCAGCAGAAUUUAUAUAGAGAUGUGAUGUUGGAGAACUACAGAAACCUGGUCUCCCUGGGUGUUGCUCUCUCUAACCCAGACCUGGUCACCUGUCUGGAGCAAAGAAAGGAGCCCUACAAUGUGAAGAUACAUCAGACAGUAGCCAGAUCACCAGCUAUGUGUUCUCCUUUUACCCAAGACCAUUGGCCAGUGGAGGGCAUAGAAGAUUCAUUCCACAAACUUAUACUGAGAAGAUAUGAGAAGUGUGGACAUGAGAAUUUACAAUUAAGAAAAGGCUGUAAAAGUUUGAAUGAGUGUAAGGUGCAGAAAGGAGGUUAUAAUGAACUUACUGAAUGCUUUUCAACUACCACGAGCAAAAUAUUGCAAUGUAAAGCACGUGUCAAAGUUUUUAGUAAGUUUUCUCAUUCAAACAAACGUAAGACAAGACAUACUGGAGAGAAGCCCUUUAAAUGUAAAGAAUGUGGCAAAUCAUUUCAGAAGUUCUUGCAGCUAACUCAACAUAAGGGAAUCCAUGCUGGAGGGAAACUCUACACAUGUGAAGACUGUGGCAAAGCCUUUAAAUGGUCUUUAAUAUUUAAUGAACAUAAGAGAGUUCAUACUGGAGAGAAACCUUUUACAUGUGAAGAAUGUGGCAGCAUCUUUACUACAUCCUCACACUUUGCUAAACAUAAGAUAAUUCAUACUGGAGAGAAACCCUACAAAUGUGAAGAAUGUGGCAAAGCCUUUAAUAGGUUUACAACCCUUACUAAACAUAAGAGAAUUCAUGCUGGAGAGAAGUGCAUCACAUGUGAAGAAUGUGGCAAAAUCUUUACCUCAUCCUCAAACUUUGCCAAACAUAAGAGAAUUCAUACUGGAGAGAAACCCUACCAAUGUGAAGAAUGUGGCAAAGCCUUUAAUAGGUCCACAACCCUUACUAAACAUAAGAGAAUUCAUACUGGAGAGAAACCCUACACAUGUGAGGAAUGUGGCAAAGCAUUUAGACAGUCCUCAAAACUGAAUGAACAUAAGAAAGUUCAUACUGGAGAGAAGCCCUACAAAUGUGAUGAAUGUGGCAAAGCCUUUGGACGGUCCAGAGUCCUGAAUGAACAUAAGAAAAUUCAUACUGGAGAGAAACCCUACAAAUGUGAAGAAUGUGGCAAAGCCUUUAGACGGUCCACAGAUCGGAGUCAACAUAAGAAAAUUCAUAGUGCAGAUAAACCCUACAAAUGUAAAGAAUGUGACAAAGCCUUUAAACAGUUCUCCCUCCUGAGUCAACAUAAGAAAAUUCAUACUGUAGAUAAACCCUACAAAUGUAAAGAGUGUGACAAAGCUUUUAAACGGUUCUCACACUUGAAUAAACAUAAGAAAAUUCAUACUUGAGAGAAAUCUUAUAAAUUUAAAGAAUGUGGGCAAAGCCUUUGGAUGGUCCACAAAACUGAAUGAACAUGAGAAAGUUUAUACUGGAGAGAAACCCUGGAAGUGGCAACAGUAUGAAAAAGUUCUUUACCUCAUUCUCAAACCUUGCUAAACAUAAGAGAGUUCAUACUGGAAAGAAAUUGCAAAUGUGAAGAAUGUGGCAAAGCCUGUGGGUGGUCCACAAAUCUGAAUGAACAUAAAAAAAUUUUUACUGGAAAUAAAUUCUAGAAAUGUAAAGAAUGUGACAAAAUCUUUAAAAUAGUCCUCACGCAUGAAUAAAAGAAAAUUCAUACUGGAGAGAACCCCUACAAAUUUGAAGAAUGUAGUAAAGCCUUUGGAUGGUCCACAAUCCUGAAUCAACAUAAGAAAAUUUGUAAGGCCAGGUGCAGUGGCUCACGCCUGUAAUUCCAGCACUUUGGGAGGCCAAGGCGGGCAGAUCACCAGGUCAGUAGAUCAAGACCAUCCUGGCCAACACGGUGAAACCCCAUCUCUACUAAAAUAUGUAUAUAUAUACACACACACACACACACACAAAUUAGCUGGGUGUGAUAUGGUGGGCACCUGUAAUCCCAGCUACUUAGGAGGCUGUGGCAGGAGAAUACCUUGAACCAGGGAGUCGGAGGUUGCUGUGAGUCAAGAUCACACCACUGCACUCCAGCCUGGUGACAGAGUGAGACUCUAUCUAAAAGAAAGAGAAAGAAAGAAAAUUCGUGCUGGAGAGAAGGCUUUGCCACACAUGUGGCAAAGCGUUUAAUUGGCCGUCAACCCUUAAUAAAUAGGAUUCAUGGUGUAAAAAAACUUCACAUGUGAACAAUGUGGCAAUGCCUUUAAAUGGCCCUCAACCCUUAAUGAACAUAAGAGAAUUCAUGCUGGAGCAAAACCCUUCACAUGUGAAGAAUGUUGCAAAGUCUUUACCACAUCCCCAAACCCACGUUAAACAUAAGAGAAUUCAUACCAGAGAGAAAGCCUACACAUGAAGAAAAGCCUUUAAUAGGCUCUCAAGAGACCCUUAUUGUACACGAGAGAAUUCAUUCUGGGGAACAAUUCUGCAAAUGUGAAGAAUGUGGCAAAGCCUUAAGACAGUUCGCAUACCUUUAUGAAGAAUUCAUUCCACAAACUUCACUGAGAAGAUAGGUGAAAUGAAUGUAAGAAAAUUCAUGCUGUAUAUAAAACCAUAGAAAUGUCAAGGAUGUGGCAAAGCCUUUAAGCCAUACCCCCAAGCUUCUUAAACAUGAGAGAAUUCAUACUGGAUGAAAGUCUUACAAAUGUGAAUAAUGUGGCAGUCUUUAAAUCUUCCUCAGUCCUUUUUAAAUCAUAAGGUAAUUCAUGCUGGAGAGAAAAAAUGUGAAAAAGCUUUUAACCACACCUCAGUCUGUUCUAAAUAUAAGAGUAAUGAGGCCAGGCGGGGUGGCUCACACCUGUAAUCCCAGCACUUUGGGAGGCCGAGGUGGGUGGAUCACGAGGUCAAGAGAUUGAGACCAUCCUGGUCAACAAGGUGAAACCCCAUCUCUACUAAAAAUACAAAAAAAUAGCUGGGCAUGGUGGCGCGCCUGUAGUCCCAGCUACUUGGGAGGCUGAGGCAGGAGAAUUGCCUGAACCCAGGAGGCGGAGGUUGCGGUGAGCCGAGAUCGUGCCAUUACACUCCAGCCUGGGUAACGAGUGAAACUCUGUCUCAAAAAAGAAAAACAAAAAAACUACAACAAAAAAAGUAAUGAUAUUGGUGAAAAGCCAUAAGAAGAAAAAUGUGGCAAUGGCAAAGCUUUCAAAUGCUUGUCACAUCUUACUGUAUAUAAUUCCUACGGAUGAAAUCUCCUGGAAAUACAAAAAUGGUGGCAAAACUCUUUACCAAUGCUCAUCUUUUUGCACAUGAUAGCCUUUAUACUUGAGAAAAGUUGCAGAAAUAGAAAAAUUGUAGAAAAGUCAUAUCUACUCACAUUUUACUAACUAAACAAAGUUCAGACUUCGUAAAGACAUUAUAAAUGUAAUUUAUGUUGAAAGACUUUUUAGAAAAUAUAGGCCUUUAAAGAGAAAUCUUAAGACAAUGUAAAUAUAAAGAGGGUUGCAGUACCAGUAUUUCUAUCAUGGAUCUUAAUUGUGCACAUCUUGCAAUAGAGAAAAACCCUAAAGGAGACUUCAACAUGAGUAAAUUUAUAUUAGAGAGAAAUCCUACAGAUGAAAUAAGAUGUGGAAAAACAUUUGUUCAAAAACUGCAGCUUAAAAAGCACCAGAGAGUUUAUAUGAGAAGACAUUUUGUAGAUGCAUUAAAUGUAAAGAAAUAUUUAGUCUAAAAUUAAGACUGUGAACAUCAGGAUUUACAAUAGAACUAAGGAGCUAACACCAGAUACUACAUUAAAUUGGAGUAUUAAGUAUAAAAAGCAAUCCAAAGUUGAACCUGUUAGAAACUUUCUUUGUAUAUAAGUUGAAAGAAGAUUUUUGAAGAGAUACUACAUUUAAAGUAUAUUUUUUCACUUGAAAAAAGUAUAGAUUUUUUGAAAAACAUAUAAUAGUUUCACUCAAUUUAUUUCAUACUGUUUCAACAUUCCUGUUUAUGUGAAAGCAUGUGAUGAAUUGUUGCUGCAUCAGAGAUAAGAGAUUAUUCUUCAUUAGGUAGGCAUUACUAAUGAACUUUUUUUUUGUAGAUGAAGUCUCACUCUGUCGCCAGGCUGGAGUGCAGUGGCACAAUCUUGUCUCACUGCAACCUCCACCUCCCAGGUUCAAAUGAUUCUCCUGCCUCCGCCUCCUGAGUUGCUGGGACUACAGGUGCAUGCUACCACGCCCAGCUAAUUUUUGUAUUUUUAGCAGAGACGGUGUUUCACCAUGUUGAUGAGGAUGAUCUGUCUCUUGACCUCAUGAUCCACCCACCUCGGCCUCCCAAAGUGUCAGGAUUACCGGCAUGAGCCACUGUGCCUGGCCUAUUCAUGAACUUUAAAAGAAAGAGGACAGAAAUGAAAGAUCCACAAUGAAAAUCUAAGCAGAGAGACAUUUUUGUAGUUGACAAUAUUGAGUGAUGCAUGAGGUAGGUGUUCUUCUGCAUUGUAGUAGUAAAUUGUUUUACCAAUUGUACAUUUAUGUAAUAAAAUGCAGUAAAUUUUUAAAUUGUCUUAAUAUUUUGGAACAUAAUUUUUUAACUAAACAAAAUUGUUGAUUUGUUGAAGUAAUUGUUGCUUGAAUGAAGUGUUAUUAUGCCACCAACUUUAACCUGUCCCUCCUUACUCAAGGUUGUGGGUAAAAGAUGGCAACAAUGGUGACACAGUUGAAUGAAAUUUUUAGUGUUCUUUUUUCAGUGACUUUAAAUAGCAAAUACAUUGGAGAAUAUCAUUUCCAUAUGUUGCAUUUUAUUGUUAUUUUUUAAAAUUUUUGUGGGUACAUAGUAUGUGUAUUUAUCUAUGGUAUAUAUGGGUUAUUUUCUUAUAUAGGCAUAUAACAUAAUCAUCAUACCAGAGUAAAUGAGUUAUUCAUCACCUCAAGCAUUUAUCUCUUGUAUUAUACACAAUCCAGUUAUACACUUUAAUUAUUUUUAAAUGUAAAAUUAUGAUUGUAGUAUUUUAUCAGAGUAUAAUUAUAAUUCAUAAAUUUUUGAGCUCCGAAUGAGUACUUUAAAAAUGUUUUAUGUUUAUCUUUGAACAUGUGGCAUCUUUCCGGCAAACUCAUACAGACUUUAGUUUCAUUUAUAUGAAGUUAAAUAUAUAAAUGUGUUGCUCUGAAGAUAAACAUUAGGUUUAAGAAAAUUAUGGAGUGAGCAAUUCUGUUUGUGUGAGUUUGUACCUAUCUUCCAAAGAAAAUAGCAAUAUUAGAACAAAGAAGAUUUUAUUAAUACCAUGGAUAAUUUACUAGAAAUCUAGAAACCUAAAACAUUCUUAAACCACAUCUAUAUUUUUUAUCUAAUUAAUUACUGUAAAGUCUAUUGGAUUGUUGUUGAAAAUGUUCCCAUGCAAAUUGUUUUUAUUUGUCUGGUGCUCAUGCUAGAGCUACAAUUUCUUUAUUUCUCUGUUUUUGUUUUCACUUCAUGAAGUAUUAUGUGAGCCGGUCAGAAAUUAUAAGAAUUAUUUUUAUAAAACUCAGUUUUGAGCCCAAAAUAAUUUUUGGCUGUAAUUUCAUAAUGUGUGUAUUAAGUUAUAUUUUAGUUAGAACAUUUCAUUUUCUUGUUUUAAUUGAAGAACCCUACAUAAGCUGUUUUCUGUGGUUAUUCUUUCACUUUUUAUAACUGACACAAAUGAGUUUAUUGUGCCAGUUUGUUCAGGUAAGUACUGGGAAAGCUUUGUAAGUCAUGGGGAUGUUUUGAUAUAUUAUUGUAGUGAACAAACAAAACCCUGGGAUCUCAAAAAAAAAAAAAAAAAGGUUAUUGAACAUGUAUACACUUUGCAAGUAUGAACAGUUUGUUUCUACUGCUCAUAAAAAGGGACAAUAUUAGAAAACAUUUAAUUUCCCAAACUGAUGAUCAGACAAAACCCAUAUAUUUUGUAGCUUUUUUUCCUAACCACCGUUGAAGUCAGAUAACCUCUGAAAAUGGCCGUUCUUCUUUUAAUUUGUAAUUUUUUUAUAAGUUCUAUGUAUUUUUUAAUUGAGUUUGUGAUUUUUUUUCUUUCUUGUCAGGGGUUUCUAACACCUUUGUGUGUGUGUGUGUGAGACAGAGUCUCACUCUGUUGCCCAGGCUGGAGUGUAGUGGUGCAAUCUCGGCUCACUGCAAUCUCCGCCUCCCAGGUUCAAGCAAUUCUCCUACCUCAGCCUUCUGAGUAGCUGGGAUUAUAGGUGCCUGCCACCAAACAUGGCUGAUUUUGUUUUUGUGUUUUUAGUAGAGAUGGGUUUUCACUGUGUUAGCCAGGAUGGUCUCAAGCUCCUGACCUCGUGAUCUGCCUGCCUCAGGCUCCCAAAGUGCUGGGAUUACAGGCAUGAGCCACCAUGUCCAGCCCUUAACACCUAUUUUACUGGAGUCUCUCCCACAUCAUUCUAGCAGGGUAAUGACUGUCCACACAUCCAAGAAUACAUCUGUCCUGAACCUGUUCUUACAGGCAAGUCAGAAGUCAAGAAAUCCAGGGUGUCAUCUAAAUCCCUGGUAAAGCCUCCCAUCAAGACAUGAACUGGGCUCCUUUUUACCUCAUAGACAGCCGAAGGAUUGGAGGUGGAUUUAUUGAUUGGCCCUAUGCUGCAUCCAAGCACUUGGGCUAGAACUCAACCCUGACUGCCAAGCUGACUGUAAACAGUAUUGAAGUUUGCUGUCAUAAUGUACCCUAGCCUGCCACCAAGACGCUUGUCCUGCCCACUUAGCCUCUGACUCACAGCUGUAUUGGUGUAAAUGCAAACCCGGCUCUCUGGCUGCCAAGAAUAUAUAAAUCCAGAACAGCAAAUCAAGCAUUCAGGCACAAGGCAAGAGGUCUUUCCAGGUAUCCAAAACAGACUUCUCAGAUUUUCCCAAAGACUGACCUUUCCUGAUUUCACCCCCUGAAAGAAUCAUAAAUGGAAUCUGGGAGCCAUUCAGACUCUAGCCUACUCUUUAGUGAAAAUGGACUUGGCUCUAAAAUGGCAACUCAUUGUCCUCAAGAACACAAACUGAGAUGCUGAACACUGGCCUCCUGCCUUCCCGUGACAGAUCUUACCCAAAUCCCGUCGAAGCCCACAUUGUCUUUUAACCUCCACCGUCCAGACAUGUUCCAGAACAAUCCCUCAGAAUUGUUUAAUGAGCUGGGACAAGGGGUGAUGGAGCUCCAGGUUUAGAAUGGCUGCUUUGUCUUUCUCUUCUGAGAAGUCUGUACCUGCUGGUCAGAGCUCUCACCCCUCAGGCAGUUUAGCCCAUGUCCUAGGAACUGCUCCCUAAAAUAAUCUUCUUCUAGUCUGUUUUCCCUCUGAAGAGAGGGUACACAAGACUCUAUGCUAGCGAAUACAUAACCUCAAUUCUCACCUGACUUGAUUAACUGAUGAACUUAGAAAGAUAAAGAUGCAGGGAACAUCCUGUGUCUGGUAAAUCUGUGCUUCUCAGCUUUGGUGCCUGUGAAAAUGCUGGAACCCAAAAGGAUAUUCGGUGGUAGACACACAGACGCUGCCUAAUAAAAUUAUGUAAGCUUAAGUUUAAUAUAAAUGGAACUUAGAAUGUCAUAUAAAAUAUUGUUACUUAAUUUGAUAGGAAAACUCAGAUUUUAUAAAGGCAUUAAAUAUAAUUUUAAUAGGAAACUGAAAUUUAUGUGCACUUGGUAUAUAAAUGACUGAAUUUUGGGUGAUUCAGUAAAGGUCACAUAUAACUAUGAGUGGUUGCUGACAAAAUGCUCCUACAGAUAGCAUAUUGCACAUGCGUUUUGAUUUGUUCCUUUAUCUGAGGUCAAUUUUUCUUAAUUUUAUUCAUCAAGUGUUAUACACUAGACAGAAGAGACCUAGUUAUCAUGUGCUCUAUGGAACUGUACUUUGUUAGAAAUUCACAUUUUCAGGCAAAACCCAGAUAUACUGUAUCAGAAUCUGUAUUUCAAAUAUUUCCAGGUGAUUCAUAUGCACAUUAAUAAUUGUUAAGUGGCAGUUAUUCUUUAUAUGGAUGGACUGAUUUCUCCAAAAGGUACAGUGAAGACUGUAUGUUUCAAUGCAUAUAUAUAUUAUCUUACAGAAAAUAACUAAAAACAAUAAAGUGGGGAUAGGGAAGGAGUUGAAGUAGAAAUUAAACAGAAAUGAGACAUCAUUAGCAGAUAUUGAGGCUGAGCAUCAGCCUAUUAUACUAUUUUGGUUACUAUAUAUAAGUUUAAAAUAUUGCCUAAUAAAACACUUGUAUAAAAAGAGAAACCAUCUAUAACAUUAGCUCUUAAGACUGGGGUUACAUUUGGGGAGGAGAAAAAGAGGAAGUGGUUUGUGGGGAAAAACAGGGGUAGUUACACAAAUGUAUUAGCUUUGUUAUAAUUUAUCGAGCAUUAUGUUAAUUGUGGAUGUAUUUCUGUAUGCAUUGUUAUACAUCAAUAAAAAUGUAAAUAUGACAUAUUUAAUCCUAACUUAA